Messenger RNA from Fulvia fulva, 315 nucleotides. RefSeq lists its product as uncharacterized. The transcript has 3 exons. The coding region runs from base 1 to 315 and encodes 104 amino acids. The record is from RefSeq and is a predicted model, not a curated record. Lineage: Eukaryota; Fungi; Ascomycota; Dothideomycetes; Mycosphaerellales; Mycosphaerellaceae.
AUGUCUGGCACGGAUGAGAUCUCCCAGAGGAGCAGUCCCGCCGGCUCCGCGUUCGACGAUGGACCCAAAGAGCAGACGCCCUCGCCAGCUGAGCUUCUCAUCGAGCGUAUCUGGAACAUCCUCGCCGCCACGCUCCGCAGCACCCCUCAAUCCCUUGCGGGGAGAAUGAAAGGCAUCCCCGGCCAACGCGGUUUCGUCGAUUCGAUGCGAGAGCAGGCCGGACGAUGGCCGGAAUGCUACACUUUCCAAAUCUCCUACUCACAACGUCUCCCACUGCUGCGACCAGACGUUAACGAUUUGAUACUAGGAACUUGA